AUUUCCUCCUCAAACAACGAAUCUCAUACAUUCAUACCUCACUGAAAGAGAAAACCUUAGCUACUGAAAGAGCAAACCAUGGCAAUGGCAUGUGGUAGUUGUUCUAGUUUAAGGCACACUAUGUUCCUAAGUGGAUUCAAUUCCCAACUUCCACUCUCUUCUUCUUCUUCUUCUUCACUCAUUCAUUUCUCAAACAGCAACCGUUCUUGCAUGCUUCUAAUCAAUCGCCAGAUUCAUCAUUUAACACCGGAGGUUCCUGUUUUAGUGGCCAGAGCCUCCCCUGGGAAUGACGGCGCCACCUCUCCGGAUGACGAUGACGACGGCGUCUCUCUGGGGACAAUGAAGGUGCCUUCGAAUACUGAUCUUCAGAGAUUUGAUUCCUUGCUCUUCCAGUGGGCAAACAGCCUUUGCCAGGGAGCCAAUCUGCCACUUCCUGUACCUCUCAAGGUGGAUAAGAUAGCUGGUGGAGCUAGAUUGGGUUUCAUCACAAUUGAUGAUGGGAAACCGGAAGUUCUUGUGCAUAUUGACUGUGUGGUUUUUCCGGCGACGGAAAAUUCUGUUCCGAUUUUCCGUGCCACUAGAAAUGGCCCCAUGAAAGAUAAUGCACCACCUGGUGAGCCAAGAAUCAUGAGGAGCCUUCUGCAAGCUCUUCAGAAAUCUGUUGAAAUUGCCAGAUUGUGAAUUAAAUUCUUUUUCUUUUUCUUUUUCUUUUCCAUACGAUCUACUACAACAAGUUUGAGUUGAUGAAGAUUAACAUAAAAGAAGUUUGAAUUUAAUGUGUGUAUAUAUAUAUCUCUUCCAAUUCAUUUAAAUCAUAUUAUAAGAUGGAUUUGAUAUGAAUGAUUCUGAAGUA
Arachis duranensis is the source of this 853-nucleotide messenger RNA. RefSeq lists its product as uncharacterized. Gene Ontology annotation, cellular component: chloroplast thylakoid membrane; chloroplast stroma. The record is from RefSeq and is a predicted model, not a curated record. Bases 79 to 681 code for a protein of 200 amino acids. Lineage: Eukaryota; Viridiplantae; Streptophyta; Magnoliopsida; Fabales; Fabaceae. The transcript is spliced from 3 exons.